AUGAUCUUCCUGUGGGGAUCGGCUGCGUUCACGCUAACGUCGGUGAUACCGCCUUUUAUCACGGAGGAGAUUGCGUUUGAUGUGUUGCGUGGAUUGCAGGGUCUUGCGGCUGCGGCUAUGGCACCGACGGCGCUGGGGAUCUUGGGGAAUACGUUUCCCCCUGGCAAGGCAAAGGAUAUUGCGUUUGGGUGCUUUGGGGCUGGCGCGCCAUUGGGUAGUAGGUCCAUUUCGACUAUUGGGGACUGCAAGAAGAGGAGUUUGUCUUUCUGA
This is a messenger RNA of Plenodomus lingam JN3, 270 nucleotides long. The record is from RefSeq and is a predicted model, not a curated record. Lineage: Eukaryota; Fungi; Ascomycota; Dothideomycetes; Pleosporales; Leptosphaeriaceae.